AGUUGACAACAAAUACAUUUUUACGACAGAAGUGAGGUUUUUGUGACGAGAAAUCCAUGAAAGAAAUAAGUUUAAUUUUAAAUCCUUGAGUGGAGUGAGCAAAAUAAUCAUUUUAGUGGAUAGGUUUUGAGUGAAAUUAUGAAGAGGCGAAAUGUUGAGAUCGCUAAAAUGAGAAGGCCCGUGAAAAAGAACAAAAUUACUGAAGGAUUUUACGGAAGCACACUUCUGUAUUUGAAAUUUGUGAUUCUGUGGGCCUUAGUAAUAAUGGCGGACUUCAUAUUGGAAUUCCGUUUUGAAUUCUUGUGGCCAUUCUACUUACUCCUCCGUUCAGUGUACGACUCAUUCAAAUAUCAAGGCUUGGCCUUUUCGAUAUUUUUUGUGUGUGUAGCGCUAACUUCAGACAUGUUGUGCUACUUUUUCAUACCUGUGCACUGGUUGUUCUUUCUGGCAAGUACUUAUGUGUGGGUACAGUAUGUCUGGCACACGGAUAAAGGCAUAUGUGCUCCCACAAUUGUCCUCUGGGUAUUAUUUGUUUAUCUGGAGGCGGCUGUGAGACUUCGGGAUAUCAAGCAUAUGCCAGGCCAUUUGGAUCUCUGUAGGCCUUUCGCGGCACAUUGUAUAGGUUACCCUGUGGUAACUUUGGGCUUCGCGUUCAAAUCAUACGUGGGGUAUAGGAUGCGCCAGCGGAAGCAGCAAGUGGUGGCGAAAGAGAAUCAGUUUUAUAUGCAACUGAUGCAGCAGGCGCUGCCAGUAGAGACAUGCGCGAAUGCGCAAGAACAAAUAGAACCACCGCCAAAUGCUGUUGUACCUGUUCAGCCAGUACUGAAUAAUAAUAAACUACAAAAUAGUAGCAAAUCUCAUGAGAAAAAUGGUCACAUACCUAACGGGGCCAUAGCCAAUGGAGUACAUAAUACACACACUACAAAAUCACAUCACAGAAAAUCGGUAGAGAAAUGUAAAGAUCAAGAUCAACACGGGAAUGAUCACACUAGUAAACAUUCGGAUCGACAUAUAGAUCGACAAAAAGUUAAUCACGCGCACAGCAAUGGUUCGUUGGUGAAUUCAUCAAUCGAGGAAGGAAGCAGUCAGGAAUCGGAGACGAGACCGACGCGAAGAAGAGAGAAAAGAGAACAAGACAAAGACAGAGAGGCAACAGAAUACCUUCAGAGGUUAGAGACUGAUGUCAAAAAGUUAAGAUCUGAUUUGCACACAAGCAGAGCCAGCGAACAAGAGUUAAGGCUACAGGUUGCGUCGCUGACAACUUCCGAAAAAGUUUCAAAAGGCGAAAUUUCCUCGUUACAAAGAGACGUAGAAGACGUGCAGCAGAGGUUGCAGAGCGCCUUAAGUACAAAAUCUUCCGACAAACAAACAAUUAGUAAUUUAGAAAGACGGCUGGCCGAAGAAAGGCGGCUUCGAUCAAAUCUCGAGUCACAACUUAAUCAAGAAAGAAAAAGUCGAAAGCAAGAGGAAGCCAGAGCUGCGCAGGUUGCGGCUCAACAGUCAUCUCGAGGCGAAUGCACGGAAACGUGCAAGGUUCGUCGUCGCGAGUUGGAGUCGGAGAUAUCAGAACUUCGAGCUUCCAAACAUUGGCAGGAGGAUCGUUUACAAGCCCUCGAAAGGGAAAACGCCUCGUUCAGUGAGCAAGUACGUGACACAGAAUUGCUCAUGUCGGCAUUAUCCGCAUUGCAAGAGAAAAAUUCACAUUUGGAAAACUCUCUCUCGGCAGAGAAUCGAAUAAAGUUGGAUUUAUUCAGCGCUUUGGGAGAGGCCAAAAGGCAGCUCGAAAUCAGAGAAAGCGCGAAUCGAGCACAAGAAAAAGAAAUCGAAGAGCUGAAAAGCAAGAUAGCGCAAGUAUUGGCUGUGAUGCCGACCGAUUCAUUUGGUUCACCGGCGCCAGGUGGCAACAUGUCCAGAGUACGCCUGGCCGAGAGCCCCCCUUCGAACCUCGACCCGAAUGCGACGGCCUAUACACCUAAGAGUUCCCUCGUCGCUUCAACAGAAGCCUAGUUUCCCCCCCGCCCGUUGGUCACCCCGAUUCUAAUUUUAAACCCCGUUAGUUGUAGACCUAGAGCAGAAAAUGGGUAUGUGUGUGUACAGGAUUAUGACAGACAAUGGGUAAUUUAUUUUAAUACAUUUGUUAUUAUUAUUACUGAUCAAAUAAUAACUUGUUAUGAGUUGUAGCUCGUACGAAUAUACGAGCAUUUUUUUUUUAAAUU
Molecule: messenger RNA, 2216 nt
Organism: Diabrotica balteata
Lineage: Eukaryota; Metazoa; Arthropoda; Insecta; Coleoptera; Chrysomelidae
Source: the annotation of a GenBank genome assembly